Molecule: messenger RNA, 3477 nt
Organism: Lytechinus variegatus (green sea urchin)
Lineage: Eukaryota; Metazoa; Echinodermata; Echinoidea; Temnopleuroida; Toxopneustidae
Exons: 13
Coding region: 100-3042 (980 amino acids)
Biological process (GO): signal transduction
Source: RefSeq, a predicted model, not a curated record
AUAUAUGUAGUAAACUGAGAUAGAGUGAGAAAUCUAUUUUACAGUUGAGCACGGUGAAUUGGGUCUGAAUAAUACUUCCUUUGUUAAAGGGAUCUGAAGAUGGGAUCAACCAGUCUGGUGGUGGCAGAUUCCAUCAAAGUCUUAACCCAGAAUGGAGAAUGUCAGAUUGAUAUGUGUCUAGGGGAUAUUACCAAACUCAAGAGGAAGGAUAAAGUUGAUGUCAUUUGUGUUUCUGCCUUCGCUAAUGACUAUGCCCCUACACCUACCUCAGUGAUUGGAGCCUUGAAGCGGACAUUGGAUAUCAGCGUCAGAGACCUAGCCAGGGAUAAAGAGGAAGAUCUUCGUAAACUCUACUCCUGCUGGUGGUCUAAACCCCUCCCUGAUAAGCUUCCUUAUAAGAGACUUCUCUGCUUUGAAACUAGGAGCUUUGGAGCAGCAGGGCGCCCUCAAGAGUUGGUAGCUAAUGUCUUUCGUUGCUUGGUUCCCAUUCUCAAUAACGAAGAUGGUAGCGUUAUCACUCCACUGCUUAAUACUGGCGAUCAGGGGUAUGGUGAGGUAAGCAUGAUGAAAGGUAUGGUUGAAGCUGCCGUGAAGUGGAUGAAAGCAGGACUACCUCUCAGGAUUCUUAAACUGGUUCUCUACGCCAAGGUGAUCGAUGGUGAUCUUCAGAGCCAUUCUCUUAGAAGAUUCAGCGAGGUCCGUAAGAAGUUUACUGAGCUCAAGGAACGCUAUGAGAUGCAACUCCUCUUACCUAAGGCUGUGCCGUUGGAGUUUGAUGUUUAUCUAUCCUUCAGUGAGGAAGAUGAAGGGGUUGCUAAGGUGAUCCGAGAGAAGUUGACUGGAGCAAAGGAAGGUGUUCGUAUCUAUGAUAGUUCACAGCAGGGUAUCAAUAAAGAUAGUGUCUUUCAAGAAGAUAUGUAUACUAUCAUGAUGAAGAGUGCAAGGGUAGUUACAGUGUUGAGCCCCAAUUACUUGAAGAACAAGGCAUGUAUAGAACAAUAUAACAUCGCUCUUUGCUGCAAUCGAAGAGCACUCCGUGAUAUGCUGGCCCCUAUCUAUGUAGACUCGGUUGAGAUGAUGCCAACAUACAUGGGUCUUGUUCAAUAUGUUGACUGCAGACCUCAUGAUCCUUCAAAGAUAGGAGAAGCGUGCACUCAGCUUUCAGUUUCUCUAUCUGUUACCUUCCAUACUGAGCUGAGAGUAGCUGAGUUUGAUCCUCUCCGAUAUGACAUCUUCCUCUCAUACUCACAUUGUGAUACAGAGAAGGCUAAUCGCUUUGUAGCAUUGCUCCAAAAACUAGCCCCAGACCUGAAGCUGUUCUUUGAUGUCCAAGAAUUGAAAACAGGUAAAUCCUGGCAGCGUACCCUCUAUCACUCUAUCGAUGGCUCUCGAUGUAUGCUAGCUCUCAUAUCAAAACCUUAUCUCAAAUCUGCUGUGUGUCAAGAGGAGUUUGCUCUUGCUCAGGCCAAACAUUACUCAAAGGGUAAGCAGCACCUUCAACUCAUCCCAAUCUGCCUUGAAGACCUAGACGCCAUCCAGACAGAAUUCACUCAUAUUCCAAUGGUCAAGGGGACACCAGAUGUCUUUGAUGAUAUGGUGAAAACUGUAUGUCCAGCGGUCAUUCAGUGGCUUAAAGGAGAGAGAGUGGACCAGACAGAAUCUAUCAAGACCCUGUUUGAUGAUCAGAGUAUCCCAACCUUGUCAGCUGAUGAAGAGAUGGAGAAGUUCCGCCAUACUAGUUUCCAGAAGGAGUUUGGAAGCAAAGACAGUUUGCUAUCAGCCAAGAAAGCUUUCCCGCCUGUCCUGAGUAAAAUUCUACCCGAUGAAGAGGAUAAGAAAGAUGAACGUCCUAUGUCUGCCUCAGACUGCGAUCUUAUCUUCAGUUACCAUAGCGACGAUGAGAAGUAUGUAUCCUUCAUGGCUAGACUCCUUGCUAUGAAAGCCCCGUCUUUGAAAGUGAAAGCCGUUUCCAGCGACGAACACAACAAACUCAGUUCCUUGGAAAGAUCCGAAUGCAUCGUUCCAGUGCUCUCACCCAACUACCUUGAAAGCCCAGAAUGCGUUGAAGAGUUCCACAUCGCCAUCUGGAGACAGAGGAUAUCCAACCCAGAGGCCGGGUCGCUGCUUCCGAUAUCCGUCCACACUCUCCCUCAGAAGCCGACGUACUUCCAUCUGGUUCAGACUGCCGUUAGUCUGACAGAUGGAUUAUGGGCCCAGCUGACUGGUGAACAUAUGUGUGGUUUAUCCCGAGAUGUUGUUGAUUUGAGUAGUUCAUUGGGUAAAAUGCAGCUCUCUCAGGUUGACAUGUUGGCUCUCUAUAUGGCUGUUUAUCACAUCCUCAGGAGAUUUGAAAAAGGGAGGAAUUGUAAAGAAGAUGACUUUCCUACCAAGCCGGCUCUGAUUAAUGUCAUGAAGCUCAAAGAACAAACCAAACAGAUUACUGAACCAGAUUACACAGAUCAGCUGUGCAAGACCCUCCUGGACCUUCAUAUUGAUGACAUCCCAGAGAGUUGGAGAGAAGGCAGUCAUUACCUAAGACUCGAAGAAAACAAAGACACACUACCAGCCAGCAUGGCUGCCACGGAGGACAACAACAGCUCUCAAACGCACAACACUGUGAAUGAGACCACCAAUGAUUCCUCAGGAAGAAAUCAGAGUGAUACACAAGAAAAGAAAGCAGGACAACAAUCAUCGAUAGAGGUUCCCAAAGAUACUGCCCAACUGAUGGAAGCGGAGGGACAAGACAAGACGCUCGGCUCGGCAGGAGAAGAUAAACAGGCACAAAGGCAACAGUCUAAAGAACCUUUAGCAGUAGCUAAAGCAGAAGAGGACACGUUGGCAGAGAAACCAGACUCGUCAGAGGAAGAGACAGGUGCUCAUGGGAUUGAUGGGGAUGAAAUUAUUGGUCACCAUGGUGAUGGAAGAGGGGAUGGGUCGAUGGAAGAAGGCGAAAAAGAAAAACAAGAAACGGAGGAUGAAGAUAUCAAGUAUGGAAGGGUGUACAUGUCUGCUCAUCGCUCAUCUGCAUGUGUAUGUUUGUGAACGGUAAUUACAUUUAUGCAUAGGUUUAAUAUAUGCAAUGAAUCCUGUCCGUAAUGAGUUUUCAUAUUACAUUAAUAAUUUUUUAAUUUGAAUCACCUAUAGAAUUUUUUUUGUUCAUUUUUAGUAAAAAUACAUGCAUCUCAGAUUAAUGAAUUAUUUCUGCCAAAACAUAUCAGGAAUUGGACAAGAGCAAUGUAACACAAAACUGAUUGAUAUUGAGUUUAGGGAUUGAUUGUAAAUAAUUAACACUAACAGUGCAAUCAAUUGUUAAAAGUCAAAUAGACUUUGCGUAACAGGGUUCACGGCAAUGAGAUAAUCUGUAUACUAUGGAAGGGGCAUUUCUGGUAUCGAUGCCUAUGUAAGCACAUCAAGCAUGGAGCGUUGUGGCCCAGUGGAUUAGCCUCCGGACUUUGAAACAGAGGGUCAUGGGUUCAA